AUGGCGCCGCCCCUUGUCGCCGGCGGCGGCCUGCUGCUCGCUGCCUUCCUGGCAUUCUCCCUCGCGGCCUCCUCGGCCAAUGCCGCCGUCUCCUACGACCACCGCUCCCUCGUCAUCAACGGCCGGCGGCGCAUCCUCAUCUCCGGCUCCAUCCACUACCCGAGAAGCACACCAGAGAUGUGGCCGGGGCUCAUCCAGAAGGCCAAGGACGGCGGCCUCGACGUCAUCCAGACCUACGUCUUCUGGAACGGCCACGAGCCGGUGAAGGGCCAGUACUACUUCAGCGACCGGUACGACCUGGUCCGGUUCGUGAAGCUGGCGAAGCAGGCCGGCCUCUACGUCCACCUCCGCAUCGGCCCCUACGUCUGCGCCGAGUGGAACUUUGGUGGCUUUCCUGUUUGGCUCAAGUAUGUGCCCGGCAUCAGCUUCAGGACAGACAAUGGCCCGUUCAAGGCAGAGAUGCAGAGGUUCGUUGAGAAGAUCGUGUCGAUGAUGAAAUCCGAGAGGCUGUUCGAAUGGCAAGGCGGUCCGAUCAUCAUGACUCAGGUGGAGAACGAGUUUGGGCCGAUGGAGUCCGUCGGGGGCAGCGGCGCCAAGCCGUAUGCGAACUGGGCCGCCAAGAUGGCCGUCGCGACCAACACCGGCGUGCCGUGGGUGAUGUGCAAGCAAGAAGACGCCCAGACACCGUGGAUUAACACUUGCAACGGCUUUUACUGUGAUUACUUCACCCCAAACAAGAAGAACAAGCCGACCAUGUGGACUGAGGCCUGGACCGGGUGGUUUACGUCGUUCGGAGGGGCGGUCCCUCACCGGCCGGUGGAGGACAUGGCCUUUGCGGUGGCCAGGUUCAUACAGAAGGGUGGCUCCUUCGUCAACUACUACAUGUACCAUGGAGGAACCAACUUUGGACGUACCGCAGGCGGUCCCUUCAUCGCAACCAGCUACGAUUACGACGCCCCGAUCGACGAAUAUGGUUUGCUUAGGCAGCCGAAAUGGGGUCACUUGAGGGACCUGCACAAGGCCAUCAAGCAGGCUGAGCCUGUGCUGGUCUCUGGUGAUCCGACUGUCCAGUCGCUAGGGAACUACAAGAAGGCAUACGUCUUCAAGUCGAAGAAUGGAGCUUGCGCCGCCGCGUUCCUGUCAAACUACCACAUGAAUGCUGCAGUGAAAGUCAGGUUCAAUGGGAGGCACUAUGAUCUCCCUGCUUGGUCCAUCAGCAUUCUUCCAGACUGCAAAACGGCGGUUUUCAACACCGCGACGGUGAAGGAACCAACACUGCUGCCAAAAAUGCAUCUGGUGGUGCGGUUCGCUUGGCAGUCGUAUAGCGAGGACACAAACUCACUCGACGGCAGCGCCUUCACGAAGAAUGGCCUGGUUGAGCAGCUAAGCAUGACAUGGGACAAGUCAGACUACCUGUGGUACACCACAUACGUCAACAUUGGUGCCAAUGAGCUCUCGAAGAACGGCCAGUGGCCUCAGCUCACCAUCUACUCCGCUGGGCACUCGAUGCAGGUCUUCGUCAACGGAAAAUCAUACGGUUCUGUUUACGGCGGUUACAACAACCCCAAGCUGACGUAUGAUGGGCAUGUGAAGAUGUGGCAAGGGAGCAACAAGAUCUCCAUCCUGAGUUCAGCAGUUGGCCUUCCUAAUGACGGGAACCAUUUCGAGAGGUGGAACGUUGGCGUCCUCGGGCCGGUGACCGUCUCCGGGCUAAAUUCGGGGAAGAGAGACCUCAGCCAUCAGAAAUGGACAUACCAGGUCGGCCUGAAAGGUGAGUCGCUGGGGCUCCACACCGUCACCGGAAGCUCCUCCGUGGAGUGGGGCGGUCCCGGUAACAGGCAGCCACUGACCUGGCAUAAGGCCUUGUUCACCGCGCCGGCGGGGAGCGACCCGGUGGCGCUGGACAUGGGGAGCAUGGGGAAAGGGCAGAUGUGGGUGAAUGGCCACCACGUCGGCCGGUACUGGUCGUACAAGGCCCCCUCCGGCGGCUGCGGCCGGUGCAGCUACGCCGGGACGUACCGCCAGGACAAGUGCCGCUCCAACUGCGGCCAACUCUCACAGAGAUGGUACCACGUGCCGCGGUCGUGGCUGAAGCCGGGCGGCAACCUGCUGGUGGUGCUGGAGGAGUACGGCGGCGACCUCGCCGGCGUCGCCAUGGCCACGAGAAGGACGACAUGA
Molecule: messenger RNA, 2178 nt
Organism: Triticum turgidum subsp. durum (durum wheat)
Lineage: Eukaryota; Viridiplantae; Streptophyta; Magnoliopsida; Poales; Poaceae
Source: the annotation of a GenBank genome assembly